AUGAGCGAAGUAGUAGAACUUAUAGCAAGCCGACGUACAAAAUAUGGUACAGGCGCUGCAAGAGCUUUACGUAAUGAGGGUCAAAUUCCAGCUAUUAUAUACGGAGCUGGUAAUAGUCCAUUAGCAAUCUCUAUAGAAGAAAAAGGGAUAACAAAACAUUAUAGAAAACCAUGUUUUAUAUCUACGAUUGUUCAUCUCAAGGUUGAUAAUGAGAAAUAUGUUCUAUUGCCAAAAGCAGUAGACUUACACCCUAUUAAAGAUACAGUACAUCAUGUUGAUUUUGUAUACUUAAAUAAAGAAAUACAAAAAAUGGAAGUUCCUAUAAUAUUUGAAGGAAAAGAAAGAUCUUUAGGGGUUAAAAGAGGUGGGUUUUUCAAUAUAAUCAAAAGAACCGUUAAAUUAUCAUGUGAUGUGAAUAAUAUACCUAAAAAUAUUGUUGUUAACGUAACUAACAUGUAUAUUGGCCACUCUAUAAAAGCCUCUAGUAUAACUCUUCCUACAGGAUGUGAAUUUGUUAACAAAGAUGAUUUUAUUAUUGCAACAAUAAUUGGCCGUAGAGGGUCUAAAGCAGAAGAGGAAAAUACAGAAACCUCUUGCAUAACCUAA
This is a messenger RNA of Oppiella nova, 606 nucleotides long. Lineage: Eukaryota; Metazoa; Arthropoda; Arachnida; Sarcoptiformes; Oppiidae. The record is from the annotation of a GenBank genome assembly.